This is a messenger RNA of Melozone crissalis (California towhee), 2109 nucleotides long. RefSeq names its product nuclear receptor subfamily 2 group F member 6 (gene NR2F6). The record is from RefSeq and is a predicted model, not a curated record. Bases 704 to 1885 code for a protein of 393 amino acids. Gene Ontology annotation, biological process: negative regulation of transcription by RNA polymerase II; anatomical structure development; cell differentiation. Gene Ontology annotation, molecular function: nuclear receptor activity; RNA polymerase II cis-regulatory region sequence-specific DNA binding; zinc ion binding. Lineage: Eukaryota; Metazoa; Chordata; Aves; Passeriformes; Passerellidae. The transcript is spliced from 4 exons.
CGCAGCCGCACCGGCACCGGGCUGCGAGCGGCGGCGGGGCCCGGAGAGCGGCGAGGGCGAACCGGGGCAGCGCCGCCUCCUUCCUCCUCCUCCUCCUCCUCUUCUCCUCCUCCUCCUUCCAGCCGGUGCCGCGGAGCGCAGGAGCCACCGGGGGCGGGAGCGGCCCCGCAUGCGGCCGGUGCCCGCGGGGGGAUGCGCCGCGCCCCGGCCCCGCCGCCGCCGCAAACUUUCCGCGGGGCCGUGAACGGGCAGGAGGAGGAGGAGGAGGAGGAGAGCGACAAAUCCCUGAGGGGGCGACCCCAAAAAAAUCCCUAAAAAACUACCCCAAAAAGCGGAGCUUUUCCCAGCCGGCGGUUCCUCGGUAAAACUUACCGAACUCGGCGCGGGGAAGCACCGGGAGGGGAAGAACCGGGAGGAGAAGAACCGGGAGGGGAAGCACCGGGAGCAGAACCAGCACCGGGAGGGGAAGAACCGGGAGAAGAACCGUGAGGAAAAGAACCAGAGAGCAGAACCGUGAGAAGAACCGUGAGGAGAAGAACGGGGGGAAGAACCAGGAGCAGAACCAGCACCGGGAGGGGAAGCACCGGGAGCAGAAGCAGCACCGGGCGGAGAAGAAGCGGGAGGAGAAAAAGCACCGGGAGGAGCAGCAGCACCGGCAGGCUCCGCUCGAUGCGGCGCUGAGCCCCCGCGGCCCCGCGGAGCCAUGGCCAUGGUGGCCGGCGCUUGGGGCGAGCCGAACGGUGGCGGAGCCGGUGGCACCGGGGGCGGCGGCGGCGGCGGAGGGGAGGAGGCGGCGUCCCCCGGCGGCGGCGGCAGCGACGCGGAGCACGGCGAGGAGGAGCGGCCCGGGGCCGGCGCGGACUGCGUGGUGUGCGGGGACAAAUCCAGCGGGAAGCACUACGGCGUGUUCACCUGCGAGGGCUGCAAGAGCUUCUUCAAGCGCAGCAUCCGCAGGAACCUCAGCUACACCUGCAGGUCCAACCGGGAUUGUCAGAUUGACCAACACCACCGGAACCAGUGCCAGUACUGCCGCCUCAAAAAGUGCUUCCGAGUGGGCAUGAGGAAGGAAGCCGUGCAGCGGGGCCGAAUUCCCCCCAGCCACUCCAGCAGCAGCCCCAAUCCCCUCCCAGCUGGUGACUUCUUCAACGGGCAGCCGGUGUCGGAGCUGAUCUCGCAGCUGCUGCGCGCUGAGCCCUACCCGGCGGCGCGCUACGGCUCGCAGUACGCGCAGCAGCAGCAGCAGCCGCCGGGCAGCGUUAUGGGCAUCGACAACAUCUGCGAGCUGGCCGCCCGCCUGCUCUUCAGCACGGUGGAGUGGGCGCGGAACAUCCCCUUCUUCCCCGAGCUGCCCGUGUCCGACCAGGUGGCCCUGCUGCGGCUGAGCUGGAGUGAGCUGUUCGUGCUGAACGCGGCGCAGUCGGCGCUGCCGCUGCACAUGGCGCCGCUGCUGGCGGCCGCCGGCUUCCACGCCUCGCCCAUGUCGGCAGAGAGGGUGGUGGCCUUCAUGGAUCAGAUCCGGGUCUUCCAGGAGCAGGUGGAGAAGCUCAACCGGCUGCAGGUGGACUCGGCCGAGUACAGCUGCCUCAAGGCCAUUGCCCUCUUCACGCCCGACGCCUGCGGGCUGUCGGACCCGGCGCACGUGGAGACGCUGCAGGAGAAGGCGCAGGUGGCGCUGACCGAGUACGAGCGCUCACAGUUCCCGUCGCAGCCGCAGCGCUUCGGGCGGCUCCUGCUGCGGCUGCCCGCGCUGCGCGCCGUGCCCGCUGCCCUCAUCUCACAGCUCUUCUUCAUGCGCCUGGUGGGCAAGACGCCCAUCGAGACCCUGAUCCGCGACAUGCUGCUGUCCGGCAGCACCUUCAACUGGCCCUACGGCGCCGGGCAGUAGGGACGGAUGGACGCACGGACGCACGGACGGACAGCAGGAUGGAUAGAUGGACGCAUGGACAGAUGGGCAGUGGGACAGAUGGAUGGACAGCGGGACGGAUGGACAGCGGGACAAGCCAGACAGCGGGACAGAUGGAUAGUGGGAUGGGCCGGAGAACGAGAUGGGCCGGACAAUGGGAUGGGCCAAAAUGGGAUGGGCCAGAUAAUGGGACAGGGCGAACAGUG